Capsella rubella is the source of this 821-nucleotide messenger RNA. RefSeq lists its product as uncharacterized. Lineage: Eukaryota; Viridiplantae; Streptophyta; Magnoliopsida; Brassicales; Brassicaceae. The coding region runs from base 251 to 517 and encodes 88 amino acids. The transcript has 2 exons. The record is from RefSeq and is a predicted model, not a curated record.
CUCACAAUUUCUCCUCCUCCGCUGUGAAACAAUCUCUUCUUUGGUAUUUGGAAAUGGUACUUCCGUUUCUUUCUUCUUCUCUCCUUCUCCUCCGUUUCUCUUCUCCGAUCAUGUCCCCUGAUCCCUUCUCUUUCUCUUUUUAAUCUUUAUUUAUUUUGAUCCCCUGAAUACUCAGAUCAAUCGCUCGAUUUUUAACUUAAUUUGCAGAAGAAUUAACUAUAUUAUUAUAUAUAUAAACCCCAAUAGAGAUAUGUCUAUGGAGAGUUCGUUGGGUUUCAUGGCGGUCUUCGCCGUCUCAGGCAGCGUCGUGUUCUUAGCGAGUCAAUUCCACAAGCGUCUUCUUUCCGAUUACAUGGAUAAGUUCGAUUUCGAACUCCGAUCGCAGAAAAAUGUGGUGAUGAAGAAGAAGGUGAGAUUCGCGGCGGAUGUGGUUGAACCGUCGGCGAACAACAAAGAGUAUCGCCGGAGACACUCUUCCAAAUCCAAAUCUAAUCCCAAGAUGGCGCCAACUCUUUGAUCAUUACAACGUUUUAAUCUCUCUCUUUUAUUUUGUACAAUUCUGUAAAUUAUUAUUAUUAUUAUUCAUUGGGGGUUUUUGUGAUUUUGAAUCUUCCUUAAUUUUUAAUUUUUCUGAUAUGAAUCUGAAUCUGAAUCUGAAUCUGGGCAAAACCUUCUUCAAGUCUUUCCCCCAGGGUCAAAUUCUUUUUCUUAUUUUUAAUUUUCAAUUUUUUUUUUCUUGAGGGGUUUUGACAUGUAAAUAUUGUGUUGUUUCUGUAUAUACAAAAAACAAUAUUGUGAUUGGCUAAUUUUAAAUUUUCAUU